Messenger RNA from Spinacia oleracea (spinach), 1674 nucleotides. RefSeq names its product protein TRANSPARENT TESTA GLABRA 1. The transcript is spliced from 2 exons. Gene Ontology annotation, molecular function: protein binding. Lineage: Eukaryota; Viridiplantae; Streptophyta; Magnoliopsida; Caryophyllales; Amaranthaceae. The coding region runs from base 192 to 1220 and encodes 342 amino acids. The record is from RefSeq and is a predicted model, not a curated record.
UUGACUGUUGACCAGUCAGUAAACAUUACUCCCUUCCCUCCAAAAAGUCAAAAUCAGCGAGCUCUCACCGUUGACCGUCUCCUUCAUUCUUCCCUUCUCAAAUUCUAUGUCAUCUAAAAACCCCCAAUUUCCUGGAGAAGAUCGCGAACCCUAAAUCAAUUCAAAACCCUAACACAAUUAGUUCCGAAAAGAUGGAGAAUUCAGCCCAGGAAUCUCACCACCUUGCGAACAAUAUCGUAACCUAUGAUUCCCCUUAUCCACUUUACUCCAUGUCAUUUUCCCUCUCUUCCGCCGGAAUAUCUCGCCGGAGCACCGAUCAAAUCAUCGCCGUUGGAAGUUUCAUCGAAGAGUACAACAAUCGCGUCGAUAUCCUAUCUUUUGACGACGAAACCCUAUCCCUAACCCUAACCCCAAAUCUCUCUUUCCCUCACCCUUACCCUCCGACAAAAUUAAUGUUUCAGCCUUCUUCUUCGUCGUCAUCGCCGCCGCUUCUGGCUUCCUCCGCCGAUUUUCUCAGGCUGUAUUCGCUGAAGAAUGAUUCAACUGAGCUGGUUUCUCUUCUCAAUAACUCGAAAUCGAGCGAUUUCAGCGCGCCAUUGACGUCGUUCGAUUGGAACGAUAUGGUUCCUCAACGAAUCGGAACUUCGAGUAUCGAUACGACAUGUACAAUUUGGGACAUUGAGAAAUGUGUGGUGGAAACUCAGUUGAUUGCUCAUGAUAAGGAGGUUUACGACAUUGCGUGGGGGGAAGCUGGGGUUUUUGCCUCGGUUUCGGCGGAUGGGAGUGUCAGGAUAUUUGAUUUGAGGGAUAAGGAGCAUUCUACGAUCGUGUAUGAGUCCCCGGAGCCGGAUACUCCGCUGCUUAGGUUAGCUUGGAAUAAGCAGGAUUUGAGGUAUAUGGCCACGACUUUGAUGGAUAGUAAUAGGGUUGUGAUAUUGGAUAUUCGGUCUCCGACAAUGCCGGUGGCCGAGUUCGAUAGGCACCAGGCGGGUGUUAACGCUGUGGCAUGGGCACCUCAGAGUGGCCGGCAUAUAUGCUCUGUUGGAGAUGAUGCUCAGGCGCUUAUUUGGGAGCUUCCCAAUGUAGCUGGUCCAAAUGGGAUUGAUCCUUUGUCUAUGUACAGUGCCGAGUCAGAGAUUAACCAGUUGCAGUGGUCUGCUGCUCAGCCGGAGUGGAUUAGUAUUGCGUUCUCGAAUAAGUUGCAGCUGCUGAGAGUUUGAGAUUUCCUGAUGGCUACAAGCCUAUCACUUUGUAUAGCUGAAAACUUUACUGGGAAUUGCUUUUCGAUCGUAGCUGUCCACAAUCUUUACUUUGCUACAACGAGUUCUGCAGCUCUCUUUAGCUGGGUUAGUUUGUUUCUUACUUCGCGUAUAUUUCUUGGAAGCCGAUUUGCUGUUAUAAGAUUUGUGUGGAUGACCUGAAGGCUGUUUCUCAAACUACGGCUGCUGUGUGAUUAGAUUAGGAUAUAGAGGAUAUGUUAGGACUAUUGUUACUUUAAGAAGCUGUAGCUUUGAUGAAAUGUUCAACUAUGUUGAAUUUUUUUAUUGCCCUCGUUGGCGGUGGCAACCUUGGCUGCCAGUAUUGUUUUAUAUUAGAACAUGAAGGUCAUGUAUAUUUUGUUACCGAGUAAAUCGAAUUUAACAUUAUAUAAAAGCAAAAAUUAUCUUGUUGGAA